UCAAACAGUGCCCAUUCUUUUCCGUGCCGCUGAAAGGUCGUAGUCUUUCCUACCUUUUUGGUGGUAUAAGAUUUUUGAUAUGCUGUCAUUAGUCGUUCGCUCGGGGGCUUUUGCUCCUUAUUUGUCUGCUACGUCUUAUGGUGUAGCGGGUCCGUUAAAGCCAUUGAUUCCAGCAGUUGUCACCCAAACAGAAAAAUUAGUGCUAGAUCUGAAGAAGCCUUUCUUAUGCCGUGAGUCCUUGAACGGACAAGCUGCGAAAACUGGGCCUGUGGCUGUAGCUAGUGUUGGUGCUCCAGCUAGUGUUCGUUAUGCACACAGUGAUAUUACAGUUCCUGACUUCUCAGAUUACCGACGCCAAGAAGUGUUGGACAGUAAGAAAUCUUCUCAAGACAGCGGUGACUCUAGAAGAGCCUUUUCCUACCUGCUAAGUGGAACUGCUGCAGUGGUUGGUGCUUAUGCAGCUAAAAAUUUAGUCACACAGUUUGUCUCAAGCAUGAGUGCCUCUGCUGAUGUCCUGGCAUUGUCAAAGAUUGAAGUCAAGUUAUCUGAAAUUCCUGAAGGCAAAAAUAUGACAUUUAAGUGGAGGGGAAAGCCAUUGUUUGUACGACACAGAACCCAGAAAGAAAUUGAGCAAGAAGGGCAGGUCAGUUUGGCUGAGCUAAGAGAUCCACAGCACGAUUUAGACAGAGUAAAGAAACCGGAGUGGGUCAUUUUGAUUGGAGUUUGCACUCAUCUGGGUUGUGUCCCCAUAGCAAAUGCUGGAGAAUUUGGUGGCUAUUAUUGUCCUUGUCAUGGGUCUCAUUAUGAUGCUUCUGGUAGAAUUAGAAAGGGUCCUGCUCCUUACAACUUGGAAAUUCCCACUUAUGAAUUCACUAGUGAUGAUGUUAUAAUUGUUGGCUGAAAAACUGGACAUCCAACAUUGAUGGAACAUAAACAAAUUUCAAUGCGUAAAGGAUAUUUCUUUGCACUUGAGCUGUAGUCGAGCAGUUGAAAAUAAACACCCAUUUUAUGUGGAAA
Messenger RNA from Protopterus annectens (West African lungfish), 1017 nucleotides. Its product is annotated as cytochrome b-c1 complex subunit Rieske, mitochondrial. Gene Ontology annotation, cellular component: membrane. Bases 80 to 901 code for a protein of 273 amino acids. Gene Ontology annotation, biological process: mitochondrial electron transport, ubiquinol to cytochrome c. NCBI's taxonomy places the organism in Eukaryota, Metazoa, Chordata, Ceratodontiformes, Protopteridae. The transcript has 2 exons. The record is from RefSeq and is a predicted model, not a curated record. Gene Ontology annotation, molecular function: 2 iron, 2 sulfur cluster binding; quinol-cytochrome-c reductase activity.